Molecule: messenger RNA, 495 nt
Organism: Trichomonas vaginalis G3
Lineage: Eukaryota; Parabasalia; Trichomonadida; Trichomonadidae
Product: C2 domain (calcium/lipid-binding domain, CaLB) family
Exons: 1
Coding region: 1-495 (164 amino acids)
Source: RefSeq, a predicted model, not a curated record
AUGAGUCAAUCAUACAUCCUCGACAUCCUCGUCAAGGAUGCUCAGAUAGGAUCAUCAAUGCCGAUGUUACAGACGCCUUUAUGGUUCGUUUUGUCUGCUGAUGGUUAUCCCCAUCAAGUUGUGACUUCGCAAGCAAUUCCUUCAGCGCACCCUACCUGGGAAUUUCCCGUGAGGCUAGUAUUAGAGCUACAGGAUUUAUCCAGAGCGUAUUUAUACGUAACCUUAUCAACAUUUAAAUUCAAUUCUCAAUCUACACAAGUUUUAGGGAGAUCUAGAAUAGGGCUUCGGUCUUUUCCUAUUGGAAAUCCCAAGCGCUUUACUUUUCCCUUAAUGCAUUCGGCAAAUUCAGCGAAUAAAGCGGCAGAUGUUACUUUCGUUGCGACAUUGUCGCAAUUUACUCCUCGAUUUCCACAACCUGUUGUUAUGGCUCCAUCUCAAUAUAAUUCCCGCGGCUAUACUUAUCCACAAGAGGUAUUUUACGGAUCUAGAUUAUAA